Messenger RNA from Linnemannia hyalina, 1455 nucleotides. The record is from the annotation of a GenBank genome assembly. NCBI's taxonomy places the organism in Eukaryota, Fungi, Mortierellomycota, Mortierellomycetes, Mortierellales, Mortierellaceae.
AUGUCAGACAGAUCCUGGUCCCCACCUUUAGACCUCUCCACCCGGACCCUCCAAUCGCUCUCAAUAAUCCGCGCCCGCCCCGAGCACCUUCCCGCAAUCCACAAGAUCCAAGUCCUCGCCUACCCUGGUCGGACAGACUUUCACGAGUCUGAGGACGUUUUUCGGUCAAAGAUGGAGGCCUACCCUGCGGGGAACUUUGUUGCGCUCGCGACUUAUUCUGUUGUUACGCAUGAUGAUACUUCGACUUGGGUUGGUGCUGAGGAAGGGGAUGAGGGGGAGGUUGAGGAGGUAGAGAUAGAGGGAGAGGAGGAGGAGGAGGAGGGGGAGGGGGAGGGGGAGGUUGUGCAUGGGAUUUCGGUUGUGGAGAUUACAGAGACGGGACCGGAUGGGUCUAGCACGACGACGACUACGACCUCGACUACGACGUCGAUUGGAGGAGAAACGGUUGAACAUGUUGAUAUUGUGCGCGCACGGACGCCUGAUAUCUUGGAGGGGACCGAUGAUGAGGAUAAUGGCCCUCCUUUGCCUGAUAAGCGAUCCACGGGUUUGGAUGUCCCGCAUGCUCGCCAUGGACAUGGGCAUGGACAUGAUUCAAAGUCAGCAGGGGGUGGAGGUGAUGCUGCUGCGUCAUCGAUCACGGGUGCACCUGCAGAGAAGGCUGGGGGAGAGGAAGAAGAGGAGGAGGAGGAUACGACGGUCUUGUUCCAGUGGGAAGAACCGGUCGGCUACCUAUUCUCACAUCCCUACAGCCGCGAAUCCGUCACCCUCCACCGCAUGGGCGCCCACGCCGCUACCGCCACCGAGGAGGAGGAGAAGAAGAAGGGUGAGGCGUCCUCAAAGCAGAAGCGAAUCCGAUUGGAAGGCGGCGGAACUGCUGCUGGCAAGGACCACCUUCAGGAUGAUGACGAAGAGGAGUCCGAGGGAGAGACAAAGUAUGACCAUGACCAGUGGAUGGAGAAGUACUACAUCCAUGAUUGUGCGAUCCACCCGAGUUGGAGGGGCCGGGGUCUGGCUUCGAAGCUGUGGAAAGCUCUUGAGGAGUCUUUGGUCUCGAACCGAGAUGUUCACGGAGGAGAGGGUGCUCCUGGUGCUGGUGAGGGUGCGAGUGGGGAUCUGGUAGAUACUGAGGAAGAGGAGGAGGAGGGUAGUGGAAGUCAUUCCGAGAGCGCCAACAGCGACGACAACACAGCAUCGAAGGAAACAUCAACAACGCGUCGUCGUCGUGGAGGUCGUCGGGGUUCGAAAAAGACCCGCAGUCACGCCCACGGACACAGGCACAGGAGAAGAAAGGGCGCGCCAAACCUCAAGGAGAUUGUCCUCGUGAGUGUGCAGGGCACGAAACCGUUCUGGCAGCACGCGGGCGGGUUCCAGGUUGUUGCGGAUCAUGAUAUGGAUUUGAGUGUUUAUGGUGCGGAGGGAGAGGCGUUCUUGAUGCAGAAGAUAUUUGUCUUUUGA